AUGGAGAAACAUGAAGUGCGACGAUGGAACGAAGAAGACAAAAGAGGAACAAUUGUUGCAGGUGGAAAUGGAAAAGGAAAUGAUCUUAAUCAAUUCAAUUCUCCUCGUUUUAUCUUUGUCGAUGAAGAUGAAUCUCUUUAUGUAUCAGAUUGUUGGAAUCAUCGUGUAAUGAAAUGGAGAAAAAAUGCAAAGGAAGGAAUUAUUGUUGCUGGUGGAAAUGGUCAAGGAAAUAGUCUCAAACAAUUGUCUAAUCCUGCAGGAGUGAUUGUUGAUCAUUUGGGUCACAUCUAUGCCGCAGAUUAUAAUAAUCAUCAAGUAAUGCGUUGGUGUGAAGGAGAUACAGAAGGUGAAAUUGUUGUUGGUGGAAAUGGUGAAGGAAAAGAAUUAAAUCAAUUGGAUUAUCCCAGUGGUUUAUCAUUUGAUUCAGAAGAGAAUCUUUAUGUUGCUGAUCGAGAGAAUAAUCGAAUAUUAAAAUAUGAAAAAAUUAUUAAUUAA
Molecule: messenger RNA, 495 nt
Organism: Adineta steineri
Lineage: Eukaryota; Metazoa; Rotifera; Eurotatoria; Adinetida; Adinetidae
Source: the annotation of a GenBank genome assembly